Messenger RNA from Suillus clintonianus, 933 nucleotides. RefSeq lists its product as uncharacterized. The transcript has 6 exons. The record is from RefSeq and is a predicted model, not a curated record. The coding region runs from base 335 to 823 and encodes 162 amino acids. NCBI's taxonomy places the organism in Eukaryota, Fungi, Basidiomycota, Agaricomycetes, Boletales, Suillaceae.
CGGCGUUCGAAACAUCCAGAUGCAUCCAGGUUCAGCAUUUUUUGUUCAACCUUGUAAGUUGACCCUGUGUGGAGAGCGGUGAACCUGCCUACAAUGCUCGGUCGCUCGGGGACUGCACACUUCCGACCGCGUUCAUGAGAAAUAUGAAUAUGAUUACCCAUCAUACAGACGCUGAGCGCUCUUGGACCUACCAGUAUGUGUCAGACUCCGCCCGACGUGUCAAAACUGCUUUAAUUACACCAACUCGUCUACCCUGCCACGGGCCGUCUGCCUAUUAAAGCCAUGCUAUCUCAAUCCUACAGCAUCUUAUCCUGCCAGUGGUUUCUCUCGAAUCAUGCUAAAUUUCCCUUGGGCUCGACGUAUUCUGCUUCGAAACGACAAGCAGAAAGAGCGAACGCCAUUCCUUGAACGUAGGCUUGGGGUAUGGCGCGUACUGAUCGCUUCCAGUGAUGCAUCAUCAUUCAGCCUCCCCAAUUUUCAGUGGAGUCUUAUAUCUUCCCAUCUUCCCCUCUUGACCCGCGCAUGCAAGGAUGUCUACUCUAUUAGCCCUAAGUUGUUCUGGCUCAUGAUGGUCACACACCUUUGGUACGCAGUCGAGGACCCACUGUCCCUCUACUUCUCAAACCGCCUUCUACUUCUCAUUCAACGUUCUGUUUCGCAAGGCAAGGUUCACACGAGUUUGGAUAAAGAUCUAUGUAUAGCAAUAAUCGCUCGAGCUUCAUGUUCCGCGUUUACCGGAUUCAACCAAUGUGAAGGAUCAAUACCGCGUACUCGUCGAGUACCGACUUCAAGAACGGUUGCUUCGAGCGAAUCUUGCGCGUGAUCUGGCAACGUCUCAAGAUAACGAAGCGCGUCUCACAGCCGACGCUGCUCAAGUGUUUGACUGCCUUGUACGAUUCCUCGACCUGGGAAAGGAUAUUAUUUCAUUUCUUC